AGUUUCAAACACAGCGCCCAUCUUUAACACAACACAACCGGACAAGCUCCGUCCCGUAGCGAGAUACCGCCGUUCAUGCAUGACGUGAAGUCCAGGUAAUGAGGAAAGACAACAAGAGAGAGGAAGGACACACAAGAUGAUCGAAGCAAUGGAUACCCAGCGCUGUCUGCAGGCGGUGGAGAGGUUACAGUCUCGCUUGAAAGAAAAGGGAGCAGAUGUUCCUGCUGAGGAUAAGCUGAAUCUUCUGAAGGCGGUGCUGCAGAGUCCUCUGUUUCACCAGAUCCUCGCCCUGCAGAAAUCAGUGCAGCAUCUGAAGGAGCAUACUCCAUAUAUUAACUCUGAUCUGAAGGGCAGCACUGAAGGAUUCUCAGCUCAGCUCAAUGGACAAACUUCAUCUGAAGAGUCGUCCAUCCAUCGUUCUAUUGCUAAGGGUCGGUACGUGACUCAAAUCGACCUGCUGAAGCCGGUAUCGGGCGGUUUGGGCUUCAGUGUUGUUGGCUUGUGUAGUGAGAACCGUGGAGAACUUGGCAUCUUCAUUCAGGAGAUACAGGCUGGAAGUGUGGCAUACAGUGAUGGAAAGCUAAAGGAAGGAGAUCAGAUACUGGCGAUUAACGGUCAGCUGUUAGAUCAGAGCGUCAGUCACCAGCAGGCCAUCGUUCUCCUGCAGCAAGCGUCAGACUGCGUGAGCCUCACUGUCGCCCGUGGGCCUGUCCCGCAGCUCUCCAGCCCAGUCGUGUCCAGGACUCCCAGUGCUGCUAGCACACUUUCAGCACACUCCAGUGCGACCCACUGGACUCACGUGGAGACGAUCGAGCUGGUGAACGAUGGAACCGGUUUGGGCUUCGGGAUUGUUGGCGGUAAAACCACCGGCGUUAUCGUCAAAACCAUUCUACCUGGAGGCAUCGCUGACCAGGACGGUCGCUUGCGAAGUGGGGAUCACGUCCUGCGGAUCGGUGAUACGGACCUAUUUGGUCUGAGCAGUGAGCAGGUUGCUCAAGUUUUGAAACAAUGUGGAAACCGAGUCCGACUCCUCAUCAGCCGCGGGACGGUGGAUGAUGCUACGCCCGCUGCUGUCGCCCUGCCGACCGUCACUGAGCAACAGGGUGUUGAGGAAGAGGAACAGGGUGCUUUCGAUGUGAGCUUGACGAAGAACGCUCAGGGUCUAGGCAUCACCAUCGCAGGGUAUGUGGGAGACAAAACAUCAGAGCCCUCUGGGAUAUUUGUGAAGAGCAUUUCGAGGGACAGCGCGGUGGAGCAAGACGGCCGAAUUCAUGUUGGAGAUCAGAUCAUAUCUGUGAGUUAUUUCACAAAGAACGUGUCAGAUGAAAAUCUUGUUUAUGCAUGUUUUGUGUUGCAGUGCUCAUCAGAAUCAAAAGGUGUCUAUGCUGACAGGUGUUUCUGUUAUUGUGCAUGUGUGGCUCAAGUGGAGAAGUUCAGUGAGAACAGCGGUUUAGGGAUCAGUCUGGACAUGUGUGCCGGUCGUCACAUCCUCCGCUCAGUGCUUCCUGAGGGACCCGUCGGGCGAUCGGGAAAAAUCUGUAGUGGAGACGAACUGUUAGAGGUGAACGGCAUUCCCCUCAGAGGAGAGACUCAUAAAGAGGUUGUUGACAUUCUGAAAGAACUUCCUGUUUCUGUGACCAUGGUCUGCUGUAGACCCGCCCCUCUAAUGACUGACAGCCAAACUGACCAAUCACAGCCAGAGGAUGUGGCCAUUGAUUCCAUAGUUCAGGUGCCGGGUGAGUUUGAGGAUUUCCUGGUCUCUGGUGAAUUAGAGGACAGCCUGAAAGAUCAUGUGACUAAAGAGCCCACUGGAACGCCGUUAGCGAUGUGGGAAACAGAGAUACAGGACAUUGAACUAGAGAAAGGAGAGAGCGGACUGGGCUUCAGCAUUCUGGAUUAUCAGGACCCAAUGGACCCGCUCAAGACAGUAAUAGUGAUUAGGUCGUUAGUUCCCGACGGCGUAGCAGAGCGAGACGGACUCUUGUUGCCAGGAGACCGUCUCAUGUAUGUCAACAACAUCAACCUGGAGAGCGCCAGUUUGGAGGAAGCAGUGCAGGCUCUGAAGGGAGUGAACAUGGGCACCGUCCGCAUCGGGGUGGCCAAACCCCUGCCCAUCGACUCCAGUGAUUUGGACCUGUCUGAUGAAAAGGCAUUUGAGCGUCAUUUUCUGGAGGAGGAGGAGGAAGAGAUGCUGCAGUCGAUGAUCGCUGAACACGGCAGUAUCUGCAGCGCUGAUCUGACCUAUCAGAAGAACAGACCCGCCUCCUCACCGAAGGAGGAGGAUUUGCUUCCAGACAAACCGGCGGACGAGACCCAGCAGCUAAACGGCGCUGCGGCGAGCAGCUUCGAGAGGACCAUCACUGUGGUCAAGGGCACCUCCAGUCUGGGAAUGACGGUGUGUGCACUGAAGGACGGGCCCGGGAUGCUGAUCCGCAGCAUCAUUCACGGCGGCUCCAUCAGCAGAGACGGCCGGCUCGGGGUCGGGGACCUGAUUCUGGCCAUCAACGGAGAACCGACGGGAAACCUGACCAAUGCUCAGGCGCGAGCCAUGCUGCGCAGACACUCUCUGAUCGGACCAGACCUGGGAUCCACAGGUGCUGCGGGGGAAGAGCUGAGCCCCGUCUCUGUAAUCACGUAUGUUCCUGCAGAAUAUUUAGAGGAAUACAGGGCGAGCCAGCAGCUCCAGAGUGAUGAUCUCUCUGAUGGCAAAAACAACACUCAACAUCAGACGGCCUCAGAUCUUCCAGAGAGAGAAGAUGGAGAGGGACAGGAGAGUGAACGACAGACAGCAGCUUCCAACAGCUGGAAUCUAGCAAGGAGAGUGGAGUUGCACAGGGAAGCUGGGAAAUCUCUGGGCAUCAGCAUCGUUGGUGGGCGGGGCAUGGGCAGUCGCCUUAGCAACGGGGAAGUGAUGCGGGGCAUCUUUAUUAAACACAUCCUGGAGGACAGUCCAGCGGGACGCAAUGGCACACUGAAGACAGGAGACAGGAUUUUAGAGUUAAUAUAUCGCCCAGCACUAAUACUAACUAACCGCUUUUGUAGUGCUCAGAAAAACAGGAUCGAGCCGCUUUGCAUCUGUCUCUCGCCCUCCACCUCAUCUCUCUGUCUCUCUGUCUCUCUCUCUGUCUGUCAUCAGCCUGACUCUCUGUAUAGUUUUGAUUCACCUCCUGUCAUAGAGAAAUACGGGACAGUUUUAAAAUGCGUCCCUGUGCCAAAGUGUCAGGUAAUUUCUGUUCAGCCCUCUUAUCUCCGCUCCCAGCAUCCCUCAUUCAGCUCGUUAUUUUUAAAACUGUGGCAGCUGUAUCGAGAGGAGGGGAAAAGUGUCCUGUCGCUGCCUGUCGUUCCACAUGUCGGGGAAACCGACUCGGACACACUGACUGAGAUUCCCGACAGACUCGCUCUGCAUAGCGACGGUCCUGAUGAGGAAGAGGAGGAUGAGUACGGAUACAGCUGGAAAAAGGUAACGGAGCGGUACGGUCGUUUACCCGGUGAGCUGCACCUGAUCGAGUUGGAGAAGGGUCGCACAGGUUUGGGUUUGAGUCUGGCAGGGAACCGCGAUCGUUCACGCAUGAGUGUGUUUGUGGUGGGAAUCGAUCCCAACGGCGCCGCCGGCCGAGACGAACACAUCGUGGUGGGAGAUGAACUGUUAGAGAUAAACGGUCAGGUUUUGUACGGCCGCAGUCAUCAGAACGCCUCUGCCAUCAUUAAAAGCGCCCCUUCAAGGGUCAAGAUCAUCUUCAUCCGGAACAGAGAUGCUUUGAGUCAGAUGGCUGUCGGGCCGAUGAAGGAGAUGGACUCACCGGACGCACACACAGAGGAGGAUGACAGCAGGAGCGGAUGCAUCAUUCAGAGUGUGGAUGAGAACGGAGCAGCCGGAAGGGACGGUCAGAUUGCAGCGGGACACCGGCUGCUCACAGUGGAUGAUGAGAUGGUGCUGGGACUCUCUGUGGAAAAGGUGACGUCACUCCUCCAGAAACCCCAGCAAUCUGUGAAACUCACCAUUUGCACUGACUCCGCCUCCCAACCCUCCUCAUCCAAUCAGAUUUGCUCUGGAUCAGACGCUGGAAGCAGCCUGCCGCUGGUUUCUCUGACAUCAUCAGAGACAGAGCCAAUCAGGAAUUCCAGCAGAUGCUCCACACCGGCGACACUGGCGUGUGAUCCGGCGACGUGUCCCAUCAUCCCCGGCUGUGAGACCACUAUAGAGAUCAGCAAGGGCAGAACAGGACUGGGGCUGAGCAUCGUGGGUGGCUGUGACACGCUGCUGGGCACUAUAAUAAUUCACGAGGUGUACGAGGAGGGAGCUGCGUCUAAAGACGGCCGACUGUGGGCAGGAGAUCAGAUUCUGGAGGUGAGCGGUGUAGAUCUGCGCGUGGCGACGCACGACGAGGCCAUCAAUGUUUUGCGGCAGACUCCGCAGCGCGUUCGUCUGGCGGUCUUCAGAGACGAGGGUCAGUAUAAAGAGGAGGAGCUGUGGGACUCGCUGAGCGUCGAGCUUCAGAAGAAACCAGGCCACGGCCUCGGACUCAGCGUCAUCGGGAGAAGGAGCGACACAGGGGUGUUUGUGUCGGACAUUGUGAAGGGUGGAGCGGUGGAGACUGACGGAAGGCUGAUGCAGGGAGAUCAGAUCCUCUCGGUUAACGGCGAGGACGUUCGCUCAGCCACUCAAGAGUAUGUGGCUGCGCUGCUCAAGAGUUGUGCUGGUCCAAUCCAAUUGGACGUGGGUCGUUUUAAGGCGGGACCAUUCCACUCCGAGCGCCGUCUGUCCCAGAGCAGUCAGGUCAGACACCGAAACAACUCUCUAGGCAUCAGUAUAGCAGGAGGGGUCGGCAGUCCUCUGGGUGACGUGCCCAUAUUCAUCGCGAUGAUGAACCCCAGCGGCCUGGCAGCUCAGACGCAGAAACUCUGGAUUGGAGACAGGAUUGUGUCCAUCUGUGGAAACUCGACGGAGGGAAUGACUCACAAUAAAGCUGUUUCACUGCUGAAGAACACAACAGGCAUCAUACAACUACAGGUCGUUGCUGGCGAUACAACAGUGACUGGACCGUCAGCAGAGCAGACAGCAGGACUCACAGCCAGCAGCAUUUUCCACGAUGACCUGGGUCCUCCGCAGUGUAAGAGCAUUAGUUUGGAGCGAGGGCCUGACGGACUGGGCUUCAGUAUCGUGGGUGGAUUCGGCAGCCCUCACGGUGACCUUCCCAUCUACGUCAAAACCGUCUUCAGCAAGGGGGCCGCGGCAGAGGACGGGCGUCUAAAGCGCGGAGAUCAAGUCAUCGCCGUUAACGACCAGAGUCUGGAGGGAGUCACUCAUGAGGAGGCCGUCUGUAUUCUGAAGAAAACCAAAGGAACCGUCACACUCACUGUGCUGUCAUGAACACACACACAGGUCCUGUAGUUGUUUAGACACUGGAUGACACACUGUGGAUGAUAGAGCUGUUUACUGCUAGUUUGUGGAGAAACCAGCAGACUACUACAAUCUGCCGUACUAUGCUGAGACUGUAGAAACUCAGCUCUACUGCGAUCCACACACAUGCAUUUGAAUCUACAUGCUUUAAAAUGCUGAAAUGCUCAUGGCUACAUGGCACAUCUGGUUAUGCCAUAUUUUUCCAUCAUUUGAUAAAUAGAAAAUGCACAAAUAUCUCUUUCCUGUUGCAUUAAAAAACUGGGUGUACAACUUUACAACUUUGUUGUAAAUUGACCCCAUUGGUUUGCAUGCAAUUUGCCAAAAAUCAACUCUGUAAAACAUUGAAACCCUCUAUUUUAGCUUGUCAGAGACUAAUGUAAUAAUUCCCAUCUAUUUCUAGUGCCUUUUUGUUAUUAUUUGUUGUUGUUGUUUUUUUUUGACAAACUCAACUAGAUAAAUGAAAAGUGAAUUUUCCUUGCACAAUUCAGAAAACAAAUCUUAAAUUUCGACUGAACUCUGAAUUUUAACGUUCAUAAGUUUUCAUGCAUUUCAUACUUUAGUGUUUGACACGCUAUAAUAAAGGUUUUCUGGUUUUUACCGGACUCUUUGCUGGUUUUCAAAGUGUUGAUUUUUGGCAAACUGCAUGGAAACCAGCCAUUUUGAGCACAUUUUCAACCUUUUCAAAACAACACACAAAACACUUUGCAUGCACAUUCAUGAAAUAUUCACCAAAAUUCAACAAGAAUCAAAUUGUUUGCGUCCAACAUCAGUUGUGUUGGGAAAAUAAGUCAAUGAAAUUGUGCAAUUAGUCAAGUUAAGCUCAAUUUAUGUGUGAAAACAAACGUACUGAAUAGAAUGAUAUCUUUUUAAGCAGCGGUGGCACAGCUCUUUAGUAUUUGAGCAUUCAUUUAAAAAAAUACAGCUUCUUA
This is a messenger RNA of Sinocyclocheilus grahami, 6330 nucleotides long. RefSeq names its product multiple PDZ domain protein. The record is from RefSeq and is a predicted model, not a curated record. Gene Ontology annotation, molecular function: protein binding. Lineage: Eukaryota; Metazoa; Chordata; Actinopteri; Cypriniformes; Cyprinidae. The coding region runs from base 137 to 5371 and encodes 1744 amino acids. The transcript is spliced from 39 exons.